Messenger RNA from Salvia hispanica, 828 nucleotides. Its product is annotated as ubiquitin-conjugating enzyme E2 2. The record is from RefSeq and is a predicted model, not a curated record. Lineage: Eukaryota; Viridiplantae; Streptophyta; Magnoliopsida; Lamiales; Lamiaceae.
CACAUCAGUAUACGUAUAAAAUACAAAAUACGUACAUAUUUACACGCCAUAUGUACAAAUAUAGAGAUUCGAUUUUUCCUCUUUCCCUUCCCUUUCUUCACUCCAGCUCCAUCCCUGCUCGCCAUCAAGACCUCACUCGGGGAAUAAUAUGUCGACUCCGUCUCGAAAGAGACUGAUGAGGGACUUCAAGAGGUUGCAGCACGACCCGCCUGCUGGCAUCAGUGGGGCGCCGCAGGACAACAACAUUAUGCUGUGGAAUGCUGUUAUAUUCGGUCCUGAUGAUACGCCGUGGGAUGGAGGUACGUUCAAGUUGACCCUUCAGUUCACAGAAGACUAUCCAAACAAGCCACCAACAGUUCGAUUUGUUUCAAGAAUGUUCCACCCAAAUAUUUAUGCGGAUGGGAGUAUAUGUUUGGACAUUCUUCAAAAUCAGUGGAGUCCUAUUUAUGAUGUUGCAGCUAUACUGACUUCAAUCCAGUCAUUGCUGUGUGAUCCGAAUCCAAAUUCCCCUGCAAAUUCUGAAGCUGCUCGGAUGUUCAGCGAGAAUAAGAGAGAAUACAACCGCAGAGUGAGGGAGAUCGUCGAGCAGAGCUGGACGGCCGACUAAGCCUUCCCAAAUGGUCGGUGAGUGGGUCGAGGCGUAUGUAUUGGUGUUUCUCUCUUUGAGUUGGAUUAAAGCUAUUUAGCUUAUAAAUCAUGCCAAGACUGCUGCAUUAUAUCCAUGUAAAUUUUCGAAUUUCAAUGGCCACUGCGUGACUGGAAAAUUGUAAUGAAUGUAUUACUUGGAACAUCAAUCUUAUUUUGCAAUGUUAUUUGAAUUACUGCCUA